This is a messenger RNA of Pelagomonas calceolata, 1513 nucleotides long. The record is from the annotation of a GenBank genome assembly. NCBI's taxonomy places the organism in Eukaryota, Pelagophyceae, Pelagomonadales, Pelagomonadaceae.
CACUUGCGUUGCAACGCUGCGGGUCCGGCCAAGGUUACGCGCUGUCCCGUUGGCGCAUCGUUCGGUGGGCUACUGACGCAUAACACACCUCUGAGACGCCCUCGAGCAGCGCUGCUCGCAAGCAACACCCGUAGCGGCGGCGUGUCACGCCCUGCAACGAGGAUUUGCUGCGCACAGUUCGUGAACGUAUGCGGCAUAUACUGUGCCUCGCCACCGGCGCGUCGGCGCUCCUCGCCGUCCCGCGCCCGCUCCACACAAGACGACGAACGACGACGACGCGAGCCACCGCUAUAACGGAUGAGGACCCGCCGCCGCGCAGCGUGGCGGGCACGGCCGCGCUGAUCACGGGCGGCGCCGUGGGCGGCGGCUUCCUCGCCGUGCCGCGAGCGACGCGCGGCCUCGGGCUCGGCCCGACGGCCUUCGCUCUCGUUUCAGCCUGGGCCUGGCUCGGGUUGUGUGGUGUCGCGCUCGCCGAGGGCGCCGUGCGCAGCACGGAGGCGGCGCACGAUAGGGACGAUUAUGUGGAUGACGAGGGGCUGUCGGUCUACGGCGUCGCGCUCGAAGCGACGCGGCAUCGUAGAAGAAAAAGGGUCAUCCUGCCGUUAUCGGUCAUGUGCUUUUGUCUGGCGACCUUUUCCUCGUUAGGAGCGCAGUUCGCGAAAAGCCGGGAAUUGCUUGGCUCCGUCGGUGCUCUUCUGAACGGCGUGCCGGCGGUCACGGGCAUCGCGUUGACUGCCUAUGCGGCGGCCUUCGCUUUUGGCGAUCGCAUAGCACAUAGGAUCGCCUACGCGUGUACCGGCACCAUGGCGGCCUCGUUUCUGUUUCUGGUGGGCCGCGUCGCGGCUUUACCGAAAGUCGCAGCGACAGCACCGACGUCCUGGCGGGCCUUAUUACCCUCGCCCGGGACGCCCUGGGCCGCGGCCGUCGUCGUCCAGAUCCUAUGUUUUGGUGAUGUGGUGGGGGUGGCCGCGGCGCGGCACGAGGCCACGCCACGGAGGGUGCCGCGCGCGUUGAUCCUGGGCACGGUCGUACCGCUCGCGAUGGCCCUCGCGCUGGCGUUGGCCUCCUCGAACCUGCCGGGCGCCGACCCCCUUUCACCUCUCUUGAAAAGAGGCGGUAUGGACGCGUUUACUCUGCGACUGUUCGCGGCGUCGGCGGUCGCCACGACCGUGAUUGGGUUGUUGCUCGCCGCGUCUCAACUUCUCUCAGAUGUGGUCUGCGGCUUCGUGGGCUGGUGCUCGGAGCGGGACCGGCGGAUCGUGCGCGCCCUCGCGACCGCGCUGCCGGCUGUCGGCAGUUUGGGCGGCGACGACGCGUUCUACGAGCUGUUGGCCUUCGCGGGCGCCGUGCCCGUGCCUCUCUUAUAUUGUGUGCUGCCGCCCUUUCUGCUAUCUUCGUUGCGACGGCGGAAGGUCGGCCGGACGACAUUGCUCCCGGGCGACGCCGUGAUCCUCAACGCGCUCAAAUUGGCGGGCGUCGCAUUCGUGGGGACGAACGUGCUAGUCCGAUAAAA